UCUCAAAGGAAUUUCCCAGCUGGAAGCUUUCCUGCUGUUUUUCUACACUAAUCUCCCGAGUGAAGAGCUUUUUCCUCCAUCACGAGUGGAGUGUGAGGCAGGAGGUGGAGGGUGGAAUGUAGCAUCUCUCGGUACAUGGAGGCGUCGUUAGCCGCUAAUUUGGUUGACAGCGUUUUUCAGUCAGUUUGACGUGUUGGGAACGCGGCGCAGAUCCGCACGACGUUGCACCGACCUGAACUCGAUAGCUCGGCCGCAUAUUUAAUGAGUCCGCCGGCUGGUGUCACAUUCCCGGCUAGCAGGAGCAGGACUGUCAUGUGAGGGAAGGAAAGAAGGAGGGCUUUGCUCUUGACGGAGAACAGGGGAAGUUUGCCACUAAACUAGCAAAGAAACGGCAUAAAACCACUUUUUUACAACAAACAUAAAAACAUACUAUCAAUUACAUCAUGUUGUCCAGUCUAAAAUGACUACAUUUAUUUGAAUUCAUCAUGUUUACAUUUAUUUUCUCUAAUAUUUGUCGCAGCUCCCAGAACGAACGCUCUGUGUCAUUGCUGGCCUUCAAACAAACAUGCUUCACAUUAAAACAAAUGUUUUACUGCUAAAAAAAGGAAAGUAACAGUCAUUCACUGUAAAUGAGAAAUGGAUCAAAUGAGUGUGACGUCACCCUUAGAAAAUGAUUUACUUCCGGCUCCAACAAUGGAAUUGGAGCCAGAUGAAAGCAGUCAUUGACCGAGUUUGAGCCAUCGUUUCUAUGGUUACCACUUUCACCAAUAGGUUUGUUGGAAGUUUACGCCUAACCACUUUAAAUUGGGCUCAGGAGAAUCAAACCUUCAACAUUAGACCACCUGCUUUUAUUGAAGCAUCUGAUUGGUCAGUUUCUAACUUGAAUAGUAAGAUCAUGUUAAAAGGAAAGUUAACAGAGCAAUAAUGGUUAUUCUGGCACCAGAGACUUCCUGUUUGGAACGGUAAGGUCACUCAGUCCAGUUCUCAUUUACAGUCAAGGGGCUUGCGUUUUUGUAAAAUUCAAGGUCUUCUUUUUAUGGGACAACCUUUCACGAGUGAAAGUGGAAAGUGUUUUUCAGUGAAGUUUGGUCCCCAAAGGGAAAAUAAAAGGCCCCACCAAGAGAAAGAAGUAGUUGAACUGUACAGCAAAGCCAUGCGAGUGGUGGAGCUCACACAGAAGUUUAAGGUGAACAAGUCCACCAUUGGGACAAUCCUAAAAAAAAAAGGUUUGGGCGAAGGGGAUAACCAGGAUGGACAGCGAAUUGGUCAGGAAGUCGCUCUGCAUGAGGGGGAACGGCUCCCCGUGGUUUGGAUCAGUGAGAGGCAGAUGAAGGCGGAGCCAACGAGCCUGGAGCUCAUCUGCCAGAAGGCCCAGGUCAUUUAAGAAAGACCGAAGGAAGCUCAUGCAGAGGCAGGGUCCAGCUCGCAAGCUAAAGGAGAGGAGGAGGAGGAGGAGGAGUACUACCGGUGGUUCUACCGGUUCUAGAAGAGAAGUGGAAUCCACAGAGCGGUCCUGCAUGGAGAGGCAGCCAGUUCCGACAAAACCGCUCUGGAGACGUUUGCAGAAGUCCAGAAGGUGCUUCAAGAAGGAGGCUGCAGCUCUCAUACGCUGUUCAGUUGGGACAAAACUGGUGUACAUCACCAAGGAGGAGAAGACACUUCUUGGAUACAAGCUCAUUACGGCAGAACAAGAAGAAGAGGGGAGAGAUUUCCCAUUAAAAGACGAGAAGGAUAACAAAGUCCAGAUUCCUUGAUGCUGCAAGGAAGAGUGGUGGAUUUGUUUAGUGAGAAGGCCGUGGCCCACUUCAGGGACCUGCUGAAUAAGGCAGAGAGACGGGAGACUUUGGAUCCGUUCUUCCAGCCAGGUUCUGCUAAGAAACCUCCACCUGUUGGAGCUGAAGAACAGCCCGGUUCUUCUGCUCAAGAACAGUCCGUCGCAGCCUGUCUGCACACAUAGGUGAAUCUGGAAGGCUGACUGAUACAUAAAACGAAAUGUAACCCUCCUAUUCAGCGCUCUGUCGUCCUUUUUUGCCAGUUGUUUUUUAUUUUUUUGUGUGUGUUUUUUAGAACAGAGUACGUCAUUUCCUGUAGGAAAGGGUGGACAGUUUCUACGUUCAGGUGGUUGACAAAAAGUUACUAUUUCCCAGUAUUGUCGUUUACUGUCUUUAGUCAGGAUGAUCCACAGCUUGUUCCUCAUAAACGCUUCGGGGGACAUUUUCCUGGAGAAGCACUGGAAAAGCGUGGUCAGCCGCUCCGUCUGCGACUAUUUCUUCGAGGCGCAGGAGCGUGCCUCCGAGCCGGAGAACGUUCCGCCCGUGAUUCCCACGCCUCAUCACUACCUCAUCAGCGUGCUCAGGCACCGCAUCUACUUCGUGGCUGUCAUACAGAGCGAGGUGCCGCCGCUCUUCGUCAUCGAGUUUCUGCACAGAGUUGUGGACACCUUCCAGGACUAUUUUGGAGUCUGCACAGAAGCAGCGAUAAAGGACAAUGUAGUUGUGGUGUACGAGCUGCUUGAGGAGAUGCUGGACAAUGGUUUCCCCCUGGCAACAGAGUCCAACAUCCUGAAAGAGCUCAUCAAGCCUCCCACCAUCCUCCGCACCAUGGUCAACACCAUUACAGGGAGCACCAAUGUUGGCGAGCAGCUGCCCACCGGCCAGCUCUCCGUGGUGCCAUGGCGACGCACCGGUGUCAAAUACACCAACAACGAAGCCUACUUUGAUGUGGUGGAAGAGAUUGACGUCAUCAUUGAUAAAUCAGGAUCGACCAUCACUGCGGAGAUUCAGGGCGUGAUUGACGCCUGUGUGAAAUUGACCGGCAUGCCCGAUCUCACGCUCUCCUUCAUGAAUCCUCGGCUGCUGGAUGAUGUCAGUUUCCACCCGUGUGUUCGGUUCAAGCGCUGGGAGGCGGAGCGGAUCCUGUCCUUCAUCCCACCUGACGGCAACUUCCGUUUGCUCUCGUACCACGUCAGCUCUCAAAACCUGGUGGCCAUCCCUGUUUAUGUCAAACACAACAUCACCUUCCGGGAGGGAAGCUCCCAGGGCCGCUUCGACCUGACUUUGGGACCCAAGCAGACCAUGGGGAAGGUGGUGGAGUCGGUGCUGGUGAGCAGCCAGCUGCCGCGAGGCGUCCUCAACGCCAAUCUCAACCCCUCGCAGGGCACGUACACCUUUGACCCUGUCACAAAGCUGUUGUCAUGGGAUGUUGGUAAGAUCAACCCGCAGAAGCUUCCCAGUCUCAAAGGCACCAUGAGCCUGCAGGCUGGAGCCUCCAAACCUGAUGAGAAUCCCACCUUCAACAUCCAGUUCAAGAUCCAACAGAUGGCAAUCUCAGGACUGAAGGUAAACCGGCUGGACAUGUAUGGAGAAAAGUACAAACCUUUCAAAGGCAUCAAGUACAUGACCAAAGCCGGCAAGUUCCAGGUCCGGACAUGAAGCUCUGCUGCUCUGCCAGCUCGGGACCGAACCUCCACCAGUCUGUCAUGAGGGUGGGGGCAGGAGGGGGGCUGGUAUAUUCCCUAUAUGUUCGGAUUUCCCCUCUCAGCUCCAGCCACAGUAGCUGCAGAUCAAUGUAGCAGCUGGAAGCUGAUGGCGCUCUGACCUUGAAACCCCCGUCCACACUGAACUCAGUUUAACCCAAAUGAUGGUUCUGCUCAUGUUUUGACCCCCCCCCCCCCCCCCCCCCCCCCCCCCCCUGCAGGGUUUGGACCAAACCAAAUCAUCAAAUAAAAACUCCAGAAUUCACACAAACAAAUCUGUUCCACUCUAAAAAUGUGAAUGUGAAAUUUGCUUCCAGUUGCUACGGAAACGAGAUGCUUCUAAGGUUCCCCAAUUGUUUUUUAAAUUGGUUUUAAAAAGGUGGUGUUUGUUGUUUUGUUUGUUUGUUUGGUCUUUUUGUUUUGCAGCACUUCACAGUAGAGAACACUGGUCUCAUGUUGGUACCAAUCUCAUCAUUUGUGGUCCAAACUUCACCUGUUUUAUGCAAUUUCAGGUGUUAUUUAUUUCAAACAUCUUUUUUUUUUCCCCAACGGGUUUUUCUUUUAAGCUUUUACUCACUGUACAUUUGAUAUUUAAACAAAAAAAAGGACAAAUGUGGUUGUAUUGUAUCAUUUCUCUAUUAAAAAAAAAACAUUCCUUGUUCCUGUGUAACAAGAUGCUGACUGUCGCUGUGGCAACUGCAGUAGUUGAAGGUUGGUCCUUGUUCCUGUGUGUACAAUCGGCCAGCCAUCGUGAUCUCUUCUCUUGCCUCCAGUUUUGCAUUUGUUUGCAUGGAACAAGCCAAACAUGAAAAAUGACACUGAUUAUGGAGCUUUUUAAGGAGACAAGGUACGUUCAGAGGCCUACAGUUUGUGUUUACAGCCUUUUGUUCUCUGCACAGCCUCUGAUGGAGUGUUGCUACGGUGAAAAUAAAUGUAUUUGAACCAACUCA
This is a messenger RNA of Oryzias latipes (Japanese medaka), 4425 nucleotides long. The record is from RefSeq and is a predicted model, not a curated record. NCBI's taxonomy places the organism in Eukaryota, Metazoa, Chordata, Actinopteri, Beloniformes, Adrianichthyidae.